Molecule: messenger RNA, 2545 nt
Organism: Penaeus monodon (black tiger shrimp)
Lineage: Eukaryota; Metazoa; Arthropoda; Malacostraca; Decapoda; Penaeidae
Gene: AsnRS
Product: asparagine--tRNA ligase, cytoplasmic-like
Exons: 10
Coding region: 369-1589 (406 amino acids)
Biological process (GO): asparaginyl-tRNA aminoacylation
Cellular component (GO): cytoplasm
Molecular function (GO): ATP binding; asparagine-tRNA ligase activity
Source: RefSeq, a predicted model, not a curated record
UAAAAAAUGAAAGGAAGAAGGAAAAAAAAACAUAGAGGUAACAUGGGAAGAUGUUGGGAAUUUGCAACUAAACUGGACUAUUUUUUUUUUGCUUUCAGAAAUAUGAAGUGAUUGCAAAGAGUCAGUUGAAGAAGCUCACAAAACUAUGGAAGGAUGAGUGCAAAAAGAUCGAAGCUCGGCUCAAGAAAGAGAAGGAGGAUGCCGAGAAGAGAGCAAAGGCCAUAGAGGAAGCCAAGAAGGUCGUGAUCACAGAGGACAAGAGCCUGCCAGCCCCCGUCUGCAUCAAGAUCCGCGACGGAAAGGAGCACAGAGGGAAACGUGUCAAAAUCAGGGGCUGGGUCCACCGUCUGAGGAGGCAGGGCAAAAACAUGAUGUUCAUCGUUCUGCGAGAUGGCUCAGGAUACCUACAGUCGGUGCUGACGGACCAGCUUUGCCAGACGUACGAGGCCAUCAUCCUCAACACUGAAAGCACCGUCACUCUCUAUGGCAUGCUCCAGGAGGUGCCGGAGGGGAAGGAGGCCCCAGGUGGACACGAACUCCAGGUGGAUUACUGGGAGCUGGUGGGAGAGUCACCAGCUGGUGGUGCCGAGGCAGAGAUCAACCAGCUGUCCAACCCUGAUGUGCAGCUGGACAAGCGACACCUCAUGAUCCGCGGAGAGAACUGCUCUAAGGUGCUGCGGCUGCGUUCAAUCCUUAUGAAGGCCUUCGUGGACCACUACACGGACCGCGGCUACGAGUGGAUAUCCCCCCCGACCCUGGUGCAGACGCAGUGUGAGGGAGGCUCCACGCUCUUCGACUUCAAUUUCUUUGGCGAGAAGGCCUACCUCACUCAGUCCAGCCAGCUGUACCUUGAGACGUGCAUUCCCAGUUUUGGCGAUGUGUUCUGCAUUGAGCAGAGUUACCGAGCGGAGCAGUCACGCACCAGAAGGCAUCUGGCAUCUUACACUCACGUUGAAGCCGAGUGCCCCUUCAUUAGCUUCGAUGACCUCCUGGAUCGCAUUGAGGAUCUGGUGUGCGAUGUGGUGGACCGCGUGUUGAAGCACCCCGUGGGCGGAGACCUGAUGAAGGACCUCCACCCUGAGUUUGUGGCUCCCACUCGGCCCUUCCUCAGAAUGCCGUACAAAGACGCCAUCCAGUACCUCAAGGACAAUGGCAUCACCAAAGAGGAUGGGACACUGUAUGAGUUUGGAGAGGACAUUCCCGAGAUGCCGGAGCGCAAGAUGACAGACAAGAUCGGCCGACCAAUCCUGCUGAACCGGUUCCCUGCGGGCAUCAAGGCCUUCUACAUGUCUCGCUGCCAGGACGACAAGAGCCUCACCGAAUCCGUCGACUUGUUAAUGCCAGGCGUGGGAGAGAUUGUCGGAGGCUCAAUGAGGAUGCACGACUACCAAGAGCUCAUGGAUGCUUACAAGGCUAAUGACUUGGACGCAAAGCCGUACUAUUGGUAUACCGAUCAGCGGCGGUACGGGACCAGCCCCCACGGCGGCUACGGACUGGGCUUGGAGCGCUUCCUCUGCUGGAUCGCCAACCGCUACCACAUUAGAGAAGCCACUCUCUACCCCAGAUUCGUUGGCCGUUGCACGCCUUAAGCAAAGAAUGAUUAAUAAAUAUAUUACAACCACAGUGUGAAAGAGUUACUAGGGAUUUUUUUUUUUCUUCCCUCUGAUGUACACACUAUUGUUGCUAGAGACACGGAAGUCCAUUGACUGUUAUUUUCCAAGCUGUUUUAUAGCUUGCCGUUUUGUAUUCCUGAUUAAUGCGAGAUGCGUGUAUAAAAUGGCCUUUUUAUAUUUAUGAAUAACAAUGCCUUCAUACUUAUCUGUGAUUGAGAAGGGUUUGCCUGGUUAAUGAACAUGGAGAGGGUUGGCUGUUUCUCUCUCUCUCUCUCUCUCUCUCUCUCUCUCUCUCUCUCUCUCUCUCUCUCUCUCUCUCUCUCUCUCUCUCUCUCUCUCUCUCUCUCUCUUUUCUUUCUUUCUGGCCUGCUUAAAUAAUUUGAGUAUCAGAAAUCAUACCUUUUGUUUAUUUAUUGAUUGAUUUUUAUCAAGUAGAACCAGUGAUUCAGGUUAUAUAUCAUUUCUCUAUGAUACAAUUUUAAAUGGUCUUCCUUUUCAUAGAAUGCAAUUCCUACUUGAUUUAGAAAGUUGCACUGAUUUACACGCUGUAGUGACUUUCAAGAGAGGGAUGUGUUUGAGGCCGGUCCACAAGAGCAGGCACAAUUGGUGGCAAAAGUGCAAGCACAGGUAAUGAUGCCAUUACCGAUGGGCAAACCUCUCCAUAAACAAGUUGUUUUCCCCCUUGCUUUCUUGGCUGUGGUGUAAACAUUACAGGUGCCUAUUAUUGUGCCUGCUGAGCCUACCUGCUUGUGGGGCAAAGGCCUGCACCUGGAUAGCAGUUUUUACCAUAGCAUUGAUUAUUGAAACUAAAUGAAGGUUUCAUGUAAUGAUUACGUAUUUUUAAGAGCUAAAUUAUCAUGUACCUUUCUCAACGUUGUUAUUUAAUAUGGGUAAAUCUAUGUUAAAGUGAAAAUACACAUCCAAAGACUAUU